AUGGUCGGUUUCCAGGACGCCGAACGGGCAUUUUUUGGUGCUCUGCACACCGAACGAGUUCGGUGCAACGGCACAGACGUAGGGGCAGCUAGAGUAAGAGAGUAUAAGAGAGCGGGAGAGAGCAGGAAAGCUAGAGAUAGUGCCUAA
This is a messenger RNA of Ascochyta rabiei, 147 nucleotides long. RefSeq lists its product as uncharacterized. NCBI's taxonomy places the organism in Eukaryota, Fungi, Ascomycota, Dothideomycetes, Pleosporales, Didymellaceae. The record is from RefSeq and is a predicted model, not a curated record. The coding region runs from base 1 to 147 and encodes 48 amino acids. The transcript has 2 exons.